GCCAAGCGCACCGAGGUGGCCCGGGGCCGCCUGGAGAAAAGGAACUCGGACCUGAUGGGCAAGGUCGACUCCCACAAGAAGCAGCUGGAGCAGAAGGAGGCCGACUACAGCCACCUGAGCAGCCAGCUGCAGGCCAGGGACGGCCAGGUGAAGAAGUGCGAGGACAGCAAGAUGAAGCUGCAGACCAACAUAUCCUAUCAAAUGGCAGACAUACAUCGGUUAAAGGAACAACUAGCAGAAUUACGUCAGGAAUUCAUUCGCCAAGAAGAUCAGCUUCACGAGUACAAGAAGAACAACACUUACCUUGCGAGGAGAUUGGAAUACGAUAGUCUGCAGUGUGGGCAGCAGAUGAAGGAAAUGCGACUGCAGCACGAAGAAAACAUCAAGAAAUUAAUGGACCAAAUUUUGCGGGAACAAAAGGCCACACAAAAAAUUCAGUCCAGUAGAGACACUGAAGUAAGUCCCAGUAAUGAUGACCAGGCAAUACCUAAGACUGUUCCGGAGGCAGAAGAUAAAAACGUGGUGAAGAACGAGCAGCCUUCAGAUCAUGUUGUAAACAGCAAAGAGAAAGUGAAACCAGGAGGAGAUGCAGGCAUGCCUGAAAUAGAAGAUAAUGACCCUGCUAAAGCUGAAGAUACUCCCACUGCUCUGAAGAAGCCACAUGUUUCAGCUCCUAAAAGUGAAGGUCAUCAACCUGUUGUAAACCUUCCAACUGAACAGCCCCACGCUCCCAAUCUGGCGCCAGGUUUACACAGUGACAAUGAUGGAAAUGCUGACAUUGCAAAGCAGAUACCUUCAAAUGCUCUCCAGCACUUAAAUUUUGAAGAAAACAUGGAAAAUCAGAAAGAACGCAAAAUUGAGAUGGACCAUAUAAAGAUUCCAAAGAGCAAAGUUAGCGACUUGCAGAAGAUGAAGCAAAGCCGAUUCUUUGAUGAGAAUGAGUCCCCUGUUGACCCGCAGCAGGGUUCUAAACUGGCAGAUUAUAAUGGGGAUGAUGGGAACGUGGGUGAGUAUGAGGCAGACAAACAGGCCGAGCUGGCUUACAAUGAGGAAGAGGAUGGUGAUGGUGGAGAAGAAGACGUCCAAGAUGAUGAAGAAAGAGAUCUACAAAACGACCUCGUCGAUUACGGCAAGCCCCGCUUCAGCGACGGCGUGCUCUAG
Apaloderma vittatum (bar-tailed trogon) is the source of this 1161-nucleotide messenger RNA. It is a transcript of the gene GOLM2, whose product is annotated as cancer susceptibility candidate 4. The record is from RefSeq and is a predicted model, not a curated record. NCBI's taxonomy places the organism in Eukaryota, Metazoa, Chordata, Aves, Trogoniformes, Trogonidae. The transcript is spliced from 10 exons. Bases 55 to 1161 code for a protein of 368 amino acids.